AUGACAGACAGACCUCCAGCGACUCUGACCAUCCAGGAACGGAUGAUGAGUGCUACUGUGGGCUCACUGUUGACAUCUGUGAUACUAACGCCGAUGGAUGUGGUACGUAUACGGCUUCAGCAGCAGCAGAUGUUAGCGGAUUGCGGGUGUGCUGAUAUUUCGGAGCUCGAUGAUAGCAAAGUCAGAAAGAGAAUUAGUGAAGGAGGUGUACGAAGGAACACUCUGGAGCAGCUACGACAGUCUAAAGUGGUUAAUAGAAUUGACACUGUACCUAAGAUAUUCUGGGAGAGUACAUGUUUUCAAAAUUUGAACUGCAGAAACCAGAAGUUUAAUGGGACUUUAGAGGCUUUUGAGAAAAUAGCAAAAUUUGAAGGUGUAACUACAUUGUGGAGAGGUAUAUCAAUUACUUUACUUAUGGCAAUUCCCGCAAAUGUGGUAUACUUUACUGGUUAUGAGUAUGUAAGAGAUAGAUCUCCAUUGAAUGGCUUGUAUCCGACUAUCAAUCCAUUAAUUUGCGGAGCUUUUGCCAGAACUCUUGCCGCCACUUCGGUAGCUCCAUUAGAACUUAUUAAGACGAAACUUCAAAGCAUCCCUAGCUCUUCGAUGAAAAAUGGUUCAGUAAUAAUGUACAGGGAUUUGUUCAACGAGAUUAAAAGUGAGAUUGCCAUGCGUGGUGUAGCACAAACUAUGUUUAAGGGUCUAGAGAUUACCUUAUGGAGAGAUGUGCCAUUCAGUGCUAUUUACUGGGCUUCUUAUGAAUUCUACAAAACGAAAGUAGCCUAUUUGUCUCCAUCAACAUUUGAUAAAAACAGUUCAAAUUGGUUCCAUUUUACUAAUAGCUUCCUUGGUGGUUUUAUUAGUGGCUCUCUCGCAGCUAUAUGUACACAUCCUUUUGAUGUGGGUAAAACACGGCAACAAAUUAGUCUUGUGACGGAUAAGAAAUUAGCGAAUUCGAAUUUGAAGUACGGAUCAUCAAACACAAUGUUUGGAUUCCUAAACUAUAUUCGUAAAACCGAAGGAAUUGGGGCAUUGUAUACCGGACUAGCUCCCAGAGUUGCAAAGAUUGCUCCUAGUUGUGCAAUCAUGAUUUCUAGUUAUGAAUUAACUAAGAGACUUUUCAUGUAA
Nakaseomyces glabratus is the source of this 1125-nucleotide messenger RNA. It is a transcript of the gene MTM1, whose product is annotated as Mtm1p. Gene Ontology annotation, cellular component: mitochondrion. Lineage: Eukaryota; Fungi; Ascomycota; Saccharomycetes; Saccharomycetales; Saccharomycetaceae. The record is from RefSeq and is a predicted model, not a curated record. Gene Ontology annotation, biological process: mitochondrial transmembrane transport.